ACCCCGCGGUGAUUCCUCCACCUCGAGCUCUGCACAACCUGCGCGUUUUCCCUCAGACGGAACCAGGGCGUCGGGACUACAGGCUGUACCCCUCUUUUUUUAAAUUUAUUUAUUUAUUCGGGACUCGUUCGAUUCAUCAGCAAACCCCGUGGUGGAAGGGAAGGGGGAUCCUGUUUUUUUUUCUUUUUCCCCCUCACCGUGGACGGAGGAGUUUUGCGUGUUUUUCCGUGUGAUACGCGUUGCCUGUAAUGGGUAAAAGUGGACAGAGAAGUGGAGUAGCACUUAACAGGGGCUCCUGCCUGGUGAGAAUGUGCGCCACGCCGGGGAUCCUGGUUCUCCUGGUACUUGUACAUGCAGGAGUCGCCCAAGUGAGAGACGAUGACGACUUCCUGAGUCUCAGUGAACUCCCAGAGACCUUCCCCUCGGACCCACCUGAGCCUUUACCUCACUUCCUGUUCGAACCCGAGGAAGGCUACAUCGUCAAGAACAAGCCCGUGAAUCUCUACUGCAAAGCGACGCCCGCCACGCAGAUUUACUUCAAGUGCAACAGCGAGUGGGUCCAUCAGAAAGACCACACGGUGGAGGAGCGGGUCGACGAGAACUCGGGCCUUGUGGUCAGAGAAGCCAGUAUAGAAAUAACCCGGCAACAAGUGGAGGAGCUGUUCGGUCCUGAAGACUACUGGUGUCAGUGCGUGGCCUGGAGCUCUGCCGGGACGACCAAAAGCCGCAAGGCGCAUGUCCGCAUCGCAUACUUGAAGAAGUCAUUUGAACAGGAGCCCCUGGGAAAGGAAGUAUCUCUGGAGCAGGAAGUGCUGCUGCAGUGUCGCCCUCCGGAGGGUAUACCAGCUGCUGAGGUGGAGUGGCUAAAAAACGAGGAGAUCAUCGACCCGGCCGAGGACAGAAACUUCUACAUCACCAUCGACCACAACCUGAUCAUCAAACAGGCGCGUCUGUCCGACACGGCCAACUACACGUGCGUGGCGAAAAACAUCGUGGCCAAGAGACGAAGUACGACAGCCACAGUCAUAGUUUACGUGAACGGCGGCUGGUCCACGUGGACGGAGUGGUCCGCGUGUAACAGCCGAUGCGGCCGCGGCUUCCAGAAACGAACCCGGAGCUGCACGAACCCCGCCCCUCUCAACGGUGGGCUGCCGUGCGAUGGACAGGCCAUCCACAAGCUGCCCUGCACCACGCUGUGCACCGUGGACGGCGUGUGGACAGACUGGAGCAAGUGGUCCGCCUGCGGGACGGAGUGCACACAGUGGAGAAGGAGGGAGUGCAACAACCCAGCACCCAAAAAUGGUGGGAAGGACUGCGAGGGUCUUGUUCUCCAGUCCCAAAACUGCACUGAUGGCCUCUGUAUGCAAAGUUCAUUGUUUCAGAAGUCCACUGAGCCCAAAGAAAAGAGUGAUUUGGGAAUACCAUCCGCCCCAAGCACAGACGACGUGGCGCUGUACGUGGGCAUCGUCAUCGCGGUGAUCAUGUGCCUGUUCAUCUCCGUCAUCGUGGCGCUCUUCGUCUAUCGCAAGACUCACCGGGACUUUGACUCAGACAUCAUCGACACCUCUGCGCUCAACGGAGGCUUCCAGUCUGUUAAUAUCAAAACGGCCAGAUCAGCCGAUUUACUGACGGCGCCUCCCGACCUGACCAAUGCAGCUGCCAUGUAUCGCGGUCCAGUGUACGCCCUUCACGACGUGUCGGAUAAAAUCCCGAUGACCAACUCCCCCCUCCUGGAUCCGCUUCCAAACCUGAAGAUCAAGGUCUACAACUCCUCCGGUCUGGUGACCCCACAGGACGAUCUGGGAGGAGACUUCACAUCCAAACUGUCUCCCAAGGUUACUCAGUCUCUGUUAGAUAACAGCGACACCAUGAACCUUCGUAACCAGACCCUGGCCCGGACGAGAGAUCCUUCCUGCACUGCCCACGGAUCGUUCAACAGCCAGGGAGGACACCUGAUUGUACCUAACUCUGGUGUGAGUCUGUUGGUUCCAGCGGGGGCCGUUCCUCAGGGCCGGGUCUAUGAGAUGUAUGUGACUGUGCACAGGAAGGACAGCUUGAGACCUCCGGUCGAGGACAUUCAGACGGUUCUCAGCCCAGUGGUCAGCUGUGGACCUCCAGGAGCGCUGCUGACCAGACCAGUGAUCCUCACCAUCCACCACUGCGCAGACAACGUUCAAGAAGACUGGCUCAUACAGCUGAAGAACCAGCUGGCCAUGGGGGAGUGGGAGGAUGUGGUUGUGGUGGGAGAGGAAAACUUCACCACCCCCUGCUACGUGCAGAUGGACUCGGAGGCUUGUCACAUCCUGACAGAGACGUUGGGGACUUACUGCCUGGUGGGCCAGUCAGUCGGCAAAGCAGCUGCCAAGAGGCUCAAACUGGCUGUUUUUGGGCCCAUCUCCUGCACGACGCUGGACUAUCACAUCCGAGUCUACUGCCUGGAUGACACUCAAGAUGCACUCAAGGAGGUUCUUCAGAUGGAGACGCAGAUGGGAGGGAAGCUUCUGGACGAGCCAAAGACGCUGAACUUUAAAGACAGCACACAUAAUCUGAGACUGUCAAUCCACGACGUGCCCCACACACACUGGAAGAGCAAACUCAUCGCUAAAUAUCAGGAGAUCCCAUUCUACCAGGUGUGGAGCGGCAGUCAGAGAAGCCUUCACUGCACCUUCACCCUGGAGAGACUGAGCCCGGCCAUCACGGACAUCAGCUGCAAGCUGUGUGUCCGGCAGGUGGAGGGAGAAGGACAGAUCUUUCAGCUCAGCAACACUCUGGAGGAGGAGCUCCAGUGCAUAGACACAUCGCUGAUGGACCCUGCGAGCAAUAUCACAACUUUAGUGGGGCCCAACGCCUUCCGGAUUCCCUUAUCCAUCAGACAGAAGCUGUGUGGCAGUCUGGAUGCGCCGCAGACCAGAGGGAACGACUGGAGGAUGCUGGCCCACAAACUCAACCUCGACAGGUACCUGAACUACUUUGCCACCAAGUCCAGUCCGACGGGCGUGAUCCUGGAUCUCUGGGAGGCCCAGCACUUCCCGGACGGGGACCUGAACGAACUGGCCGCCGUGCUCGAAGAAAUGGGCCGCCACGACAGUAGCCUCACCUCCAUGACAAUGGAGCACUGACGAAGCCCCCACGGUUACCGUGACGAUGACAGAACUCUGGAGAUGAUUACAGGAGAAUUCUCUACAGCCUGAAACUGUAUCGAUGGUGAAAUACCGCGGUGAUCCUGCCGACACGGCGACAGAGCGAGAGGCGCUCCAGCUGGAGCCGGCGCUCUGUACGUAUCUUUGUGUGUGUGUUUGCGAGGUGUUGCAGUGUUGUGUGGAAGGAGACUUCCUGAUCAGGAACAAACAAAACAGACACACGCCUAAAAAAACAAAAACAAAAAAAAACAAAAAAGAAAAAGAACAAAAAAGAAAAAGACCUUGUCUAUAGUAACAUCAGUCGUUUCUUGCUGUUACUUUAAUGCUGAAAAAAGAAACAGGCAGAGGAGGGAAGAAAGAAGAGGAGAAACCUUAAACGCCUCUAUAGGAGGGGAACAGGAUCAAAAAGGGAAGGAAAAGAUAAACUGAUUACAGAGUAGCGGAAGAAUGCAGUCAGAGGAAAAAUAGUAAGUCGACUCUUUAAAAAGAUGUGUGCAAACACAGAGAACCUAAACUGAUUACAAAACAGAGGGAGGACAUAAAGAUAAAAUGAUGGGAGCGUUGGCAGGUGAUCAUCUGGAUGGAAAACAGAUAAUGAGAGGGGAGAUGAAUGAGCUCCUCUUCUCCUUUGAGCCUUGGCUGUACGUGUUUGCCAGUACAGUUUGUCGUCUUUAUAUCGUUUCUUAGGGAACGCUCUAUGUAUUCUGCUGUCCAUAUGUGUGGAUCAUUUCCUGCUAACACAGUUUGCUAAAUAGUGACUGUCCGUCAGUGUUCCUGACCAGAAACAAGCCCCGGACGACAGCGUUCCUUUUAUAGUUGAUGCUUCAUUGUCAUAUUGGAGCUCUCUUUUGAAAGAUGUUCAAUUGUCCAGGUAGAGGGGGGAAAAAACAAACAAGACACAAAUCUGAAUUUAUUCUCAGUAUCAGAUUUUUUUUUUUUUUUUUUUGAAAAUCCAAAGAAGAUUGUACUCCUGAUGGGCAUUAAUAAAACAUUUUAUUAGUAGUAUUGUCCUCAUGGAAUACCAUAUUCCACACAGUGGUUCGUGCGUUCACUCUCUGUGAUUGGGGGCCUUUGUCUGAAGAUUGUGUAGUCUACCUGUGGUGCGUGCGCGUUUACAUGUAAAUGUGAGUGUUGUUUGUCCAGUGACGGACUGGAGAGCUGCUCAGUGUGAACCCAGCCUUCACUCAUAGCUGAGACUGGCUCUAGCGCCCCCUCUUGUUCGAAUGAUGCAGCAUAGAAAAUCGAUGAACGGCAUUAAAUCUAGUGAUAUUUAUAUAUAAAAGACCUGGGUUUCCUCCGUUCAUCCUCGUGCAUGCAGAGUUCACCGUAAGUCACCGAGGCAGCGACGUUCAUAUCAUGUUUUAAUUUAGUCAGUUGUCAGCAUGUGGUCUGUGCUCCUUAGCGAAUGGGAGUUGUUUGAUGAUGCUCCGUGUUCGGUUUACUGCAACCUCAGAUGCAGGAGUGGUCGUCGGGGCUUGUUUCUGGACAGGAUUCAACUCAGAAAUGUGAGAGAAAACAAAGGUGAUGAGUUGGAAGUUGAAAAAAAUAAAAAACAGUAAUACACACAGUACCAUAGUGUUAUGUGAUAGUGAAUUAAAUACAACUGAUAUCAUUCAUUACCACUAAAUGUACACAGUAUACUGAUUUUACCAAUCAUAUUUUAAUUUACUAAUAUAUACAUAUUCAUGCAUCUAUAUAUAUAUAGCCUGCAUAUAUAUUUCUUUUCUGUUUUUGGUGUCCCGUCCGUCACUUGAUGUCAGUUCUCAGGCCUCGUUAGUGAUCACCUCAGUGACUUUGUGGGUCACUAGCACCAUCCGGUGGCCUUUGAAGAAUAAGAGCAUUUACACCUUUUUAAUCAUCUGAAACAUGUAAAUACAUGAUUAUCAUGCUCAUCCUAAUGACAUUGUAUUCCAUAAUGUUUUUUUUUUGUUUGUUUUUUCUGAUCAUUUUCAUUCUGAUUGAUGUUAUCUUUAUGAUUUGCCAUUGUAACGUGUGUGUAGGUGUGAACUGUUUCGGGGUGGGUACCUGUAACCUAUCAGUCACUCGCCCUUUUUCCUCAAACGAUUUUCAAUGAGCAACAAACAUUCCAGCUCAUGGCAUAUUUGUUGAAUAAGUUGUCAAAUUAGAGCUAAAGAUCACCAUAACAAAAGGGUCUUGUGUUAAAUAGAAAAGAAGAAAAAAAAAAGUGUAAUAUAUUUGUGUUUUGCAGAGUAACAUUGUGAAACAAGUCUGGCUUUCAAAAAUUUUUGCACUGACUCGGGUCACCAGUGUCUGAUGAGAAGGUGUAACUCCAACUCUUAUAGCUUUGAGGAAAGAAAAACAGCCUUAUUUUGAAGGGAUUUUAAAGUUGACUGAUCUCUCGAGGGACAUCGACUUUAUCCACCCUGCAGAGGAGAACAUGAACACUCGGUUUUGAAGGGGAUGCAUAUAUAAUGGAGUGAAGAUAUUUCUGUACCGAAUAACGGAGAGACGCCAUAAGAAACUGAACAUCAGGUAUGUAGAGGAGAUACUGGGGAGGAUGCUGUUGUUGUUAUUUUUUUUUUGUUGUUGUUUUGUAUCCAUAAAAGACAAAGGUUGAGUUCCACACUGGUACAGAAGGUCAAAUCUCUACCUGGUCGUGACAGAUCUCCUCUUGUGGCUGCCGUCCACAUCAGAGAAAACCUUGAGAAAUUGAUUUUUCACAUUGAUUUUUCUUCCCACUCCGUUCAGCUGGUCAGAAUCGCAGCACUCGGAGAUUCAGACCUCUUGUAUCAGUGAAGAAUCAAAUGUAACACGCUAGGAGCACGAAAAAAAAAAAAAAAAGAAAAGAAAAGAAAGAGGAGUGAGGCUCAAUGACAGAGUGGAUGUUUUGUAUGUGUUCAAAUGCGCCUGCUUGACAUCGGAUACGAGCAGGUCAGAGGGAACGGAGCAUUUAAUGAGGAUGAAAGCCUGAAAAGCUUUGAUUUCAGAACAAAACAUGAGUCAUGAGAUCAAUCUUCAUACAAUUUGAUCGUCUACAUUUCUGACAAUUCAAAGGCUGGAUUACCAUUCAUUCACGCAGCAUUCUGAUUUUUAACUGGCGGUCCAGGAGACCGAUCAGUCCAUAAAUGUCAGUUCAGACAACCUAAAAUCGACUCUCAAGUCUACAGUUUACCAGCAGGACAGACUUUCUGUUAACAGAGGAAGAAAAGGGGAGUUUUCAUAUGAGGAGAGGACAAACGGGCCUCUUGACGAUGAUCCUUCAUGAUGUGAAAAUGAAGAAAGUAGUGUUGAGAUAUCAAAAUAUGUAAAAAUAUUUUCUAUCUACAGUAUGUACAGUUGUGUACUGUCGACUAUAUUUGGCAAAUUUCAGAAUAUAAAAAAGAGCAGUACAGUUAGAUAAUAGUUUGUAUGUUUCCAGUUUCUUUUUUUUUUUAAUUUAAGUUUCUUUCCCUUUUUUGUAAAAGCAGUGUCUACUAUGCAAACUUGGCAUUGGUUAUCAUGAUAGAAGUCUAUAACUAGAGCUGUCCUUGUAAGUGCAGUUUUGAUUUUCCUUUCAGGAGUGAUUUGAUUUGAUUAGUGUGGGAUAGUGUUGGUCCAUUUUAGCUAAUUCUGGCACGCUUCAUGAGUCUUGCUCAAUCUUGCUGAAUGCUCGCCUCUCUAUCUCCUCUAAUUGUUUUCUGUACAAAGUGUAAGAAAGAAUUUUUAAGACAAUUAAUAAAUUAUAUUUAUAAGCAA
Molecule: messenger RNA, 6836 nt
Organism: Salarias fasciatus (jewelled blenny)
Lineage: Eukaryota; Metazoa; Chordata; Actinopteri; Blenniiformes; Blenniidae
Gene: unc5ca
Product: unc-5 netrin receptor Ca
Exons: 18
Coding region: 249-3119 (956 amino acids)
Biological process (GO): axon guidance; netrin-activated signaling pathway
Cellular component (GO): membrane
Molecular function (GO): protein binding; netrin receptor activity
Source: RefSeq, a predicted model, not a curated record